This is a messenger RNA of Zymoseptoria tritici IPO323, 3108 nucleotides long. RefSeq lists its product as uncharacterized. NCBI's taxonomy places the organism in Eukaryota, Fungi, Ascomycota, Dothideomycetes, Mycosphaerellales, Mycosphaerellaceae. Gene Ontology annotation, molecular function: mannose-ethanolamine phosphotransferase activity. Bases 1 to 3108 code for a protein of 1035 amino acids. The record is from RefSeq and is a predicted model, not a curated record. Gene Ontology annotation, cellular component: endoplasmic reticulum membrane. The transcript has 2 exons. Gene Ontology annotation, biological process: GPI anchor biosynthetic process.
AUGGAGACCAAAGAGGGGACCACAGACGAGACGAAUGCUCUCUCAGAAAAGGAGAUCAACCACCAACGAGAAGUCCAGUUCAAAGCACGGCAUUUACUCGUCGUCGCCUUCUUCUUCCUCAUCUUCAUCUUCCACGCCCUCGCCAUCUACCUCUUCUGCUCCGGCUUCCUCCUCUCGCGCCUCGUCCUCCCCAACCGCUCCGAAUGCGCCGUUCCUCCCACCGACCUCGCCACGAUCCCCGACACCGGCUGCUGGCAUCCGCAAUCUUUCCCCAAAGCCGUCAUCAUCGUGAUUGACGCUCUUCGCUACGACUUCACCAUCCCGCACGCGAAUUCGACCUCCUCGCCGCACCAACACUUCCACAAUGCGUUGCCGUUCUUGCAUUCCACCGCUCUCGAGCAUCCGGAGAAGGCUUUCCUUCGACCAUUCAUUGCGGAUCCUCCUACGACAACGUUGCAACGAUUGAAGGGAUUGACGACAGGGACACUACCAACCUUCAUUGAUGCUGGUUCGAACUUUGCAGGCACGGCCAUUGACGAGGACAAUCUGGUUGAACAGCUAUAUCUAGCAGGCAAGAAGGUGGUCCACCUCGGCGACGAUACGUGGCACUCCCUUUUUCCCGGCCUUUUCGAACCAAACCUUACACGAGCCUACGAUUCCUUCAACGUCUGGGACUUGCACACUGUCGACGAGGGAGUCAACGAGCACCUCUUCCCAUUGCUGGAACCAGGACGUCAAAAAGAGUGGGAUGUGGUGAUUGGACAUUAUCUAGGCGUGGAUCACGCAGGACAUCGAUAUGGACCUGACCACCCCGCGAUGGGAGACAAAUUACGACAGAUGGAUGGUAUACUACGCAGGAUAGUGGAGAAAUUGGACGACGAUACUGUGCUGGUGGUGCUGGGCGAUCAUGGUAUGGAUGUCAAGGGUGAUCAUGGAGGGGAGUCGGACGAUGAGGUGGAAGCUGCGUUGUGGAUGUACUCGAACAAGGGAAUCUUUGGACGAGAGAGCCAAGAGGAUGUCAUGCCUCCUCAGACGGCGAAGGAGAGGCCUGUGGCGCAGAUCGAUCUCGUGCCGACGUUGGCGUUGUUGUUGGGUAUUCCGAUUCCGUUUAACAAUUUGGGACAUCCCAUUUCCGAGGCAUUUCAUGGGGAUGGAGGAGUCACGCAGCCGGAUUAUGGCAAGUUGGCGGAAGUGGGUAGGCUUACGGCUGCGCAGAUUCAUCGGUAUCAAGGGGAGUAUGCGAAGGCGAGAGGACUGGAUGAGGAUGCGACGAGUUCGACAGAGGCGUUGUGGGCGAAGGCGGGAGAGGUGUGGAAGGAUGUUGGGUCUGGAAAGGGAACGCAGAGAAGUGCAUACGAGGCUUUUCGCGCGUAUCAGGCGGAGAAUCUGCGGAUCUGCAAGAGUCUGUGGGCGAGGUUUGACAUUGCGAGCAUGAUUAUGGGGAUUGUGGCAUUGGUGGGCACGUUCGCUGUCAUUGCGAUGUAUGCGCAGGGCGUGAACGGCGAUCGAGCAGCGUUGACACCUGCCUUGCUUGGAUGGGGAUUGAUGGGUACGACCGUGGGAGGACUCAUCGGCGCAGGCGUCGGAUCGAUCCCCGAAUUCUCCUUCACGCAAUACACGGCUUUCGGCGCUGCGAUAGGAGGCAUCCUUGCGACUCUCCUCGGCUUCUAUCCUGCGAGAGAGAUCCUCAAGUGGCCUGUGCCGACGACUUUCUGGGGAUGGCUAUGCACUCUCAGCACCCUCCUCCUUUGCAUUGGAUUUGCUUCCAACUCCUUCACGAUCUGGGAAGACGAGCAACUGCUAUUCCUCCUCUCUACCUUUGGGAUUUGCAUGCUGGCAUCCUCUCUUGGACAAGCGGACUACAACGACCGCUUCCUGGGCGCGACCAACUCCCUUUCCUUCCUCUUCUGCACCCGUCUGGCCAGCUUGUCCCGCCUCUGCCGCGAAGAGCAAAUGCCCUACUGCAUCUCAACGUACUACGCCAGCUCGACAUCCUCAACCUCCGCGAAAUGGCAACUCGCCAUCCCCUUCGCAGUCGCCACUCUGCUCCCAUCCGCUAUCAAACACUUCUACGUUCGCACACAAAACUACCACGGCUCAGCAGUCAUCUGGAUCGGCAUCGCCAUGCGCCUCGGCUUACUCCUCGUCGCCACAUUCUGGACGAUCGAUGCCGCCGACGACGGAGAUUGGUUCCCAGACCUCUACUCCAAGUCCACUCUCAAGUCCGUCCGCGUCGUCAUCGCCCAGAUCGUCCUCGCUCUAGCUUUCGCCGCCGGCUACGGUACCUACAUCUGGGCAAGCCCCAUGCUCGUCGUCCGGCAAGAAGCCGCCGACACUCCUUCUCCGACAACCCCCUCCCUCAAAUCCACCUCCAAACCCAUCACCUCCGACGCGGACGCACCCGUCUUGACGACCAUCUCCUCCCGCGGCCCCGUCGCUCCUCGUCCAAAACUCAUCAUCCUCGGCUACGCCAACACCCACGGCACGCGCUACCUCCUCCUCCCCUUCCUCUGGCUCCUCGCCCUCCUCCUGCUCUCCAAACCCAUGGGCCAAGGCGUGCUCGCCCUCCUCAUGAUUUCAAUCCUCAACCUCCUCGAAGUCAUCGACGCCAACGACCUCCGCCGCUCCCCCAUCGGACCCAUCGUGCUCGCUUUACUCGGCAGUUUCCACUUCUUCAAAACAGGCCAUCAAGCCGCUCUCGUUACAAUCCAAUGGGAAAGCGCCUUCGUCCCCCUCAAGACGAUUACAUACCCCUGGAGUCCGCUCCUCGUGGUGGGGAAUACUUUCGCGAGUUUCACUCUGUGUACCCUCGCGGUCCCGGCGGUGGUGUUGUGGAAAGUCCCGCCGAAGUUCCCUGGAUUGUUGGGUCGAGUGGCGGGCGCGAUGGCGACGUAUGUGUUGUUUUUCGCGGGGAUUGCGCUGGCGACGGUGGUGGAGGCGGGGUGGUUGAGGAGGCAUUUGAUGCUUUAUCGGGUGUUUAUGCCGAGGAUGUUGGUGGGGGUGGUGGUGUUGUUGCUGGUGGAGGUGCUGGGGGCGGUGGCUGCGGUGGGAGGGUGUCGGUGGGGGAUGGGGAGCGUGGGUGGGAUUUUUGGGUGGGCGGAGGGGUGA